AUGCUUGAACUAGUACACACGGAUGUGAUGGGCCCUAUGAGAACGCUUACAAAGGGUGGUGCCAAAUAUGUGUUAAUGCUUGUGGACGACUCCUCACGAGAACCUAUGUUCCUUGUUGAGGAUGGAUUGGACGCUGAUGUUGAACAUCAUUAUGACUGGAGUGAUAGACUUCGAUCACCGAAGCGUGCCGGGAUUGACGAAGAAGGCUUGCUCGCCGAGGCAGUACUUGCAUAUGCUGCGAGUAUUGAUGGUGUUUCUGAUACGCCAAACACUUAUGCAGAGGCUAUUGCUAGUGAUAAAGCAUCUGAACGGCGUCAGGCGGUCGAUGCUGAGCUUCAGUUGUACGCCAGGAACCAGACUUGGACUUUCGUUCCACGUGAAACGGCUACUCGUUUAAUUGGAUGCCGUUGGUUUUUGCCAAGAAACGCGAAUAGAACGGUCGAGUGA
Peronospora belbahrii is the source of this 447-nucleotide messenger RNA. Lineage: Eukaryota; Oomycota; Peronosporomycetes; Peronosporales; Peronosporaceae. The record is from the annotation of a GenBank genome assembly.